AUGCGCGAAGCUCCGAGCAGUAUCGUUGUCAAUAUGGUCCAUGCUCCCCAGGCUGCCGUGGACGAGGCCGGAUGCCGGCAUACAAUUGUUGAAGACGGACCAUCUACACCGUCUCCCGACCUCCUCAAACUUACUGCUAGCCGAGGUGUAAUCAUCAAGGUGUAUGAUGUGGAAGCUCUGGCAUUUGCGAUCUGUGACGAACGAACGACAACUAUAGGAACAGUUCUGAAUAUGCUUGUUUCUAGUCGUCUCAUUUCCUUACGGCAAAACUGA
Messenger RNA from Penicillium verhagenii, 273 nucleotides. RefSeq lists its product as uncharacterized. The transcript has a single exon. Lineage: Eukaryota; Fungi; Ascomycota; Eurotiomycetes; Eurotiales; Aspergillaceae. The record is from RefSeq and is a predicted model, not a curated record. Bases 1 to 273 code for a protein of 90 amino acids.